AUGCCUGUUGGUCAGCAAGAUUCCGGUAUGACGAGCGGCGUCAAGUUUGUCACAUCGACAGUUGGAAACACAGUUGGAGGAGCUACAAAUUUGCUGGGAGGCGUUGUGGGAGCGGUGGGCAGGGGAACUGGUGAAGUUAUCGAGGGGGCAACGGGGAGUGCAGGACGGCCGGUUGCAAAGGGGCUUGCGGACGUCGGAACGAGUGUUGAGAAGGGGGCUAAUGAUGUUGCUGGGGGUGUCAAGCGUGCUGGAGAAGGAAAAUAG
Plenodomus lingam JN3 is the source of this 264-nucleotide messenger RNA. RefSeq lists its product as uncharacterized. The record is from RefSeq and is a predicted model, not a curated record. NCBI's taxonomy places the organism in Eukaryota, Fungi, Ascomycota, Dothideomycetes, Pleosporales, Leptosphaeriaceae.